CGCGGCGAUGUCAUGAAUGAAUCGCGCGAGUCGAAUCGUUUUAAAUGAUUCACUCACGAUUCGGACAGCAGCGGUUAAAAGCUCUCAGGAGUUGAAGCUCAUCAGUGAUUAACGACUUUAAUUGAGCUUGGCAGCCUCAUUCACUUUCAUUACAUCGAUAAGAGGAGAGAUCAUUACAUACUGUGUAUCAACAUGUACUUUUGUCUUUAACGGAAGAUAACCAUACGCAUUUCGACAGGAAGGCAACAAAACGAGACCAAAUAGUGUCCAGGAAUGUAGCAGUGAGGCUGGAGGAUGCAGCGCGUCUAUUGGCUGGUUAAACUCCAGCGCGUCCGAUUGGCCUGAGACGAACUUUGGGGUGAUGGAUCGAGGAGGAGCAGGACGUGGGAACUCUUACUUGUGAACCUACAUUAGUCUGAACAGGUCGGGACUAUGUGAACUGACCCCGGGCCGCUGCAUGGGUGCCUUCACUGCAUUGCCUAUCCACUGAACCCGUGAACGAGCAAUUUUUACGCGUGGGUAUAUUUACUGGCACGGGAAGCAUGCACCUUGCGCUUCUGCUAACGCUGGGUUUCGGGUUCGCGUUUGCAUGCCAGCUACCCAGCGAGUGGCGACCCCUCAGCGAGGGCUGUCGGGCUGAACUCGCCGAGAUCAUCGUGUACGCGAAGGUAUUGGCCAUCCACGAGGAGCCGUACGCGUCCAGUCUGUACAACUACCUGCCGUACCAGAAACACGAGCGCGCAGAGGACGCGCUGCUGUACGCGGCGGAGGUGGAGUUGCUAUGCGACCAGGCGUGGGGCAGCAUGCUGGAGGUGCCCGCGGGCUCGCGCCUCAACCUCACGGGACUCGGGUACUUCAGCUGUCAGUCACACACCGUGAUGGAAAACAACUCCUACAUAUUCUUCCUCAGAAUGGAUGAAAACUACAACAUCCUCCCUCAUGGAGUUAACUUCCAGGACGCCAUAUUCCCUGACACACUGGAUAACAGACGACUGUUUUCCAGCCUCUUCCAGUUCUCAAACUGCUCUGGCGGACAGACGGUGCACAACUUUAAUAGUGAUUGGGAGAGCCAGGAAGACAGCAGGCUGCUGUGUUCGUCCGUGCAGAAGGUGUUGUUCGAGGAGGAGGAACGGGUUGGACAGCUCCAGGAGCGUGUGGCUGAGCUGGAGAGGAAGAAUGAACAGUUAAAAGAACGAGUGGGGAAACUGAGGCAUUCUCUGAGGAAAGCCCGGAGGAUGUCCCGCCGCGCAGAGCGGGAACGCCUGGAGCUCCGAGAGCUCCUGAAGACGGCAGAGAGACGUGCAGGACAUCACCUCAAUGCCAUUCCACCCCAACACAGCCCUUCACGCCACAGAUACACACAUGGACUGUGAGCUCCAACACACAAACACCUUUACACACUGCAAAUAGCGAUUUUCUUACUCUGUGUUUUUGUCUUGUUUUCCAAAGUACAAAUAUCUUGACUUAAGAAGCAAGAUGACGUUGAACAAUUAGUCUUGUUUUCUGAUAAAUUCAUCAAAAUAAAAGUGAUUUAUGCUAAAAUUGAGAAAAAUAUCUACUGGAGAAAACAAGACAAAUACACUGGAGUAAGAAAAUCACUUUUUGCAGUGCAUUGACUCAUACAGACUGCAGGGCAGUCUUCAAAUCAAAUAUAUUUGAAUUUUUUGUUCUCUCCACGGCAAUUAAUUCAGCUCCACAUGCUUGAUGUAAACUAAAAAUGUUUUGUACAUAAUUUUCAUGUUGACACUGAUCAAGUAAGCUUAAACUUGAUAUGCUUUUUAAAGAAAUUUAAGAUUAAAAAAAGAACAGCUUUUUCUGAACUGACUCUUACAAAUGUCUUGUUAGUGUAACCUGAUGUAUUUGAUCUAAUUCUGUCAUAUAAAAAAUAUUUGUGACUUUUAUUUUGAAUUAAACCAACUAAUUUAGAUGUCGCCACAUGUGGCACAUUUAAA
Messenger RNA from Megalobrama amblycephala (Wuchang bream), 1952 nucleotides. It is a transcript of the gene ccdc3a, whose product is annotated as coiled-coil domain containing 3a. Gene Ontology annotation, cellular component: extracellular region. The transcript is spliced from 5 exons. Bases 543 to 1373 code for a protein of 276 amino acids. Gene Ontology annotation, biological process: negative regulation of gene expression. The record is from RefSeq and is a predicted model, not a curated record. NCBI's taxonomy places the organism in Eukaryota, Metazoa, Chordata, Actinopteri, Cypriniformes, Xenocyprididae.